AAUGUCCUGCUGUGUGCGGUUCUGUCCAGCAGGCGGCGGUGUUUCUAUCUACGUCGGUUGCUGUGGCUCGUCUGCUCUGCGGCUGCGCGCAAAGUUAUUCGACCCUCAAACCCGGAUGCAACCAACGCCUAACCUGUCUGAAGAAAAACGAUGCAGACUAUAAAAUGUGUAGUGGUAGGGGACGGUGCAGUAGGAAAGACCUGCUUACUGAUCUCCUACACAACCAACAAGUUCCCCUCAGAAUAUGUGCCUACGGUUUUUGACAAUUAUGCAGUGACUGUGAUGAUUGGGGGAGAGCCCUAUACGCUUGGCCUGUUUGACACAGCAGGUCAGGAGGAUUAUGACAGGCUGCGUCCUCUCAGCUAUCCACAGACAGAUGUGUUCCUCGUAUGUUUCUCUGUUGUCUCCCCCUCAUCAUUUGAAAAUGUCAAAGAGAAGUGGGUUCCUGAGAUUUCUCACCACUGCCCACGCACACCUUUCCUGUUAGUGGGUACACAGAUGGAUCUGCGGGAAGAUAGCAACACGGUCGAGAAGCUGGCAAAGAACAAGCAGCGCCCCCUAUAUCCUGAGAGUGGAGAGAAGCUGGCUCGUGAGCUGAAAGCUGUCAAAUACGUGGAGUGCUCUGCUCUGACACAGCGAGGGCUUAAAAACGUGUUUGACGAGGCCAUCCUGGCAGCCUUGGAGCCUCCUGAGACCAAAACCAAGAGAAAGUGUGUCCUGCUAUAGAUGAACAACAACAGUGAGAGACGUAACGGUGUGAGAAAUAGGCGGGGUGAAUCAAAUCAUCAGAAAGAUCAAUGGCCAUUAUGAAAAAAUGGACAAAACAAAAGGGGAAGGGAGGUACAGUGCCAUUGAGACUUAUUCUAAUACAAGUGUACACUGAUUGUGCCUUCAAAAUAAACUUUGAAAGAUGCUGAGGGAAUAAAACUUCAGCAUGCAGUAAGUGUCACCUAACUCCUUUUCUGAAAGCUUUUAAAAUUGCAGUGUUCUCUCUACAAAUAUUGAGGUGGGGCGGGCCCCCCCUGCCUGUCACUGUUGCUCCAUUUCUUUUUUUAAGCAAAUAUUCUUUUAUCUAGCCACUUUUGGCCUCCUCUGUGUUUUACUUAUUUUGGCGAUUGGGGCUUUAAAACCCAGUGUAGGGAAACACUUUUAACAUUAAGUUUUUUAGUGAACUUUGGUAAGGGGCAACUUAAUGUUAAGUGGUUCUCUAUUAGCUUUCUUUUCUGACCCUUUUGGAUUGAAUAAUGAAAGCACAAGAGAUUUGUUGUCACUCCAAGCAAAGGUAGAUGUCUGUAAUACUUUCUUUCCAGUUCCCCUCCUUCUGGGGAGGCCAAGUGCAUUUCCACAAAUUUCCCUUCUUUAGUGGACUUAUGAAUUUCUAUUUUAUUCUUCUUUUGUGUAUAUUGUAUUAAUUCUGUGACUCUGUUUUGGGAAACUUUUAGCAGUUAUUCCUUUUGAAACUUGAGUUUUUAUUUUAUCAAGAUUUUUUUUUUUAUUGCUAGACUGCCAACUUUGAGCAAUUGAUAAUAUAACAAAUUAAGUUUUAAUAUUUUGAAUAGAUCUUAAUUGUGUUAGAUUGAGAUGUUAACCUUUUGCUAGUAAAUUUCUGGGUGUUUGUAAUCACAGGAUAUUUUUAAUAAAAUGGUUCAAGGACAUGGAAA
Molecule: messenger RNA, 1661 nt
Organism: Micropterus salmoides (largemouth bass)
Lineage: Eukaryota; Metazoa; Chordata; Actinopteri; Centrarchiformes; Centrarchidae
Gene: cdc42l
Product: cell division cycle 42, like
Exons: 6
Coding region: 151-726 (191 amino acids)
Biological process (GO): small GTPase-mediated signal transduction; modification of synaptic structure
Cellular component (GO): dendritic spine
Molecular function (GO): GTPase activity; GTP binding
Source: RefSeq, a predicted model, not a curated record